Messenger RNA from Umbelopsis ramanniana AG, 566 nucleotides. RefSeq lists its product as uncharacterized. NCBI's taxonomy places the organism in Eukaryota, Fungi, Mucoromycota, Umbelopsidomycetes, Umbelopsidales, Umbelopsidaceae. The record is from RefSeq and is a predicted model, not a curated record. The coding region runs from base 22 to 267 and encodes 81 amino acids. The transcript is spliced from 2 exons. Gene Ontology annotation, cellular component: mitochondrion. Gene Ontology annotation, biological process: mitochondrial respiratory chain complex II assembly.
CAAGAACCAAUUGAUCUCAACAUGGCAGGUGCAGCAAGGCGAUCGGGACUACAGCAAGACGUAAUCAACUUGUAUCGAUCUUGUUUCAGAGCUGCUCGACAAAAGCCUUUGGAGAAUCGUCCGCAUUUUUAUACAUUCAUACGCCAACAAUUCCGUCAGCAUAAUUUGAGGAAGAACGAUUUUUCAACCAUAGAAUAUAUGCUACGAAGAGGAAAGCGUCAGCUAGAAACUUAUAGCUCUUCUAGUAUACAAGACGUUCACCUCUGAUACCUCUCUUUUGCAAUUGUACUGUAAAUAUCGACUCAACGUCAAAGAAUGAUUUCAAUUAAAGUAGCUACACAUUCGUUCUACAUUAUUUAUUCUAUUUCUUGUCUUCAGCUUUGGUUUCAGGAGCUGGGGGCUGCUGAGAUUGUUUAUAGUUCAUAGCCGUCACCUCGGUGCAAAAGUAGAGUUCCUUCAAUGCUUGAAUACACUUCUCAGGCUCAUUGGAAUUUUCUUGCAAACAGGUGUCGUAUAGUUUAAUUUGGGGUGUGCAGUGUUGCUUAACGUACUUGAGGAUACCAACG